AUGGAAUCAGUUUGUACAGGCUUGAAUGAGCUUUCAGGAAGCUGUUCUUCAUAUUCUACUUCCUCUCAUAGGUACAAGGUGCUUAAUGCCAGUGCUAUCCCAGAGGGACAAUUCAUUGAUAGCAAGAAGGCUUCUGAGAAGCUCCUCGGAUCUAUUGAUGUGGAUCACACCCAAUACAAAUUUGGUCACACCAAGGUGUUCUUCAAAGCUGGGCUGCUGGGACUGCUGGAGGAGAUGAGGGAUGAGAAGCUGGCACAGCUCAUCACUCGCACACAGGCUAGGUGCAGAGGCUUCCUGAUGAGAGUGGAGUUCCAGAAAAUGAUGGAGAGGAGGGACUCUAUAUUCUGUAUCCAGUACAAUAUACGUGCAUUCAUGAAUGUUAAACACUGGCCCUGGAUGAAGCUGUUCUUCAAGAUCAAGCCCUUGCUGAAGAGUGCAGAAUCUGAGAAGGAGAUGGCAAACAUGAAGGAAGAGUUUGAGAAAACCAAGGAAGAGCUUGCAAAGUCCGAGGCAAAGAGAAAGGAGCUGGAGGAGAAAAUGGUUUCCCUGCUUCAGGAGAAAAAUGAUCUACAGCUCCAAGUGCAGGCAGUGAGUGUUGCUAAUGCUUUUGGCUCAUAAUGCCCCAUGUAAAAUAAUCCAUAUAUCUUGGUAACAGACACAUUAUUACAAACCAGUAUUAUUUUGAACAACAUAUAAAGAAUAAAAUAGGAAGGAAAAACAUAGAAAAGCUAAGCUGGAAUAAAUAAAUAUUAAGAAAUUUUCAAGUCGUUAUUGCAGCUUGUUCCAUGCACUUUUAAAUCAAGAGAGAGCUAAUCCAUUUCCAGUUAGUAAACCUUACUGCUUAUAGUAUAUUGUUUUAAAUCAUAUAUGACAACUUAGAGCAGCAAUUAUUAUGUCUUUAUGUAACCUUAUUUACUAUAUAAUUUUGAUAUGUUAUCAUCUGAUGAAUGAAGUUAGUCUGGAUGUCCAACUGAUACCCUGAUUUGGGGAAUUACAAAUGGAUUCUAUUGGAGUAAGUAAGAGGAGCUGGAGCGGAAGGUAUUUCUACAGCAUUUCUCAUUCCUGCCUCUUCACCAAAAACAGUGAUGAAAGUGGGGAAAGCUAAUACUUUCUCCAUGGAAAGGCAGGGAGAAGAAAGUAGUGAAAAUCAACUGCAUCUUGAUUUUCUCAAUUACAGGAAGUUACAUGUCAGAUAAAUAUAUCUAGGUGAGAUAAAACCCAGACUAGCCAUCUUGCUGAGCCAUAGGAAGCCUUCUGCCUGGAUGGCAUCUCUGCUCUUUGUUAGAACCAUAAGGAAAAGAACAUGGAGUACAAAGAAAAUAAAGGUUACUUCUCCAAGGACUUCAAAGUUUCCAUGUUAGAAUGCCGGCAAAUUAGGGCAAUUUGUACUGGCUAAACACCAGUCUCCUUUCCAAACUGUUCUUCCUGACCACAACGGCUACACAUAUGUCUGAUGCAGUUGAUGCCUUUGGAACAGUGAUCUUAACACAAAAUUUUCCCCAAACUAAAAAAUUUGUAUUAAAGA
Anas platyrhynchos (mallard) is the source of this 1525-nucleotide messenger RNA. Its product is annotated as myosin-1B-like. Gene Ontology annotation, molecular function: actin filament binding; ATP binding; microfilament motor activity. Gene Ontology annotation, biological process: muscle contraction. The record is from RefSeq and is a predicted model, not a curated record. NCBI's taxonomy places the organism in Eukaryota, Metazoa, Chordata, Aves, Anseriformes, Anatidae. Gene Ontology annotation, cellular component: myosin filament; myosin II complex; cytoplasm.